This is a messenger RNA of Hevea brasiliensis (rubber tree), 2700 nucleotides long. RefSeq names its product two-component response regulator-like APRR2. Gene Ontology annotation, molecular function: transcription cis-regulatory region binding; DNA-binding transcription factor activity. Gene Ontology annotation, biological process: phosphorelay signal transduction system; positive regulation of DNA-templated transcription. Gene Ontology annotation, cellular component: nucleus. NCBI's taxonomy places the organism in Eukaryota, Viridiplantae, Streptophyta, Magnoliopsida, Malpighiales, Euphorbiaceae. The record is from RefSeq and is a predicted model, not a curated record. The coding region runs from base 455 to 2119 and encodes 554 amino acids. The transcript is spliced from 12 exons.
AUGAUUAUUUUCAAGAGAAUUUGGAGGGUUAUUUAUUUUAUUUUCUGGUGAUAAUAUGUGCAUGCGUGUGGUGGGCUUUAACAUUUAUGUCUUUCCACUAUUCUUGUCUUGUUUUGUUUUGAAAAAUUUCCAGUUUUGCUUCCUGCAACUUGGUUGUUCCCUUAUCUUUCUUUUUCUUUUUUUCGUUUUUCUCCUUUCUGGUUCCUUCAUUUUCACCAGCUAUGGUUGAGAUUUUCUUGUCCUUCCUGUACAAAUUAUAAAGAUCUUACAUGGGUUUUGUCUAUUAUGUCUUGCGAAACUGUGAAGAGCAAAUAAGAUCUUCAGACUUUUAACCAAGAUCGGAGGAUGAUUGUGAAUACUCGAGAAUGAGAUUGUUUACGAAGUUGGGUUGGAUGUUGAGAAGCUGUGAUCCUGAAAACUUGUUGGUUGCCUGAGAAACGAUGCCAAACCAGCUAUGGUUUGCACUGCUAAUGAUUUAUCAGCAUGGAAGGAUUUUCCAAAGGGCCUCAGGGUCCUUCUUCUUGAGGAAGAUAGCAAUUCUGCUGCAGAGAUAAAAUCGAAACUCGAAGCAAUGGAUUACAUUGUAUCUAUAUUCUACAAUGAGAAUGAAGCGUUGUCAGAGAUUUCAAACAAACCUGAAAGUUUCCAUGUUGCUAUUGUUGAGGUGAGUACAAGCAACAGCAAUGGGAGAUUCAAGUUUCUUGAAGCUGCCAAGGACAUGCCUACCAUCAUGAUUUCAAACAUUCAUUGCCUGAGCACAAUGAUGAAGUGCAUAGCGCUUGGUGCUGUUGAGUUCCUUCGGAAACCUCUCUCUGAAGACAAACUGAGGAAUAUAUGGCAGCAUGUGGUUCAUAAGGCAUUUAAUGCAGGGGAAAGUGUCCUCUCUGAAUCACUAAAGCCUGUCAAAGAUUCUGUAGUUUCAAUGCUGCAACUCAAAGGGGAAACUGAAGUGCCCAAAAAUGAGACCUUAGAGAGAAAGAAAAAUACAUCUCCAGCUCAUGAAAAUGAUCAUGAGCAGUCAUCAGGUAGUGAUAAGUACCCGGCCCCUUCAACCCCACAAUUAAAACAAGGAGCUCGGUUAUUGGAUGAUGUGGAUUGCCAAGAUCAUACUAAUUGCUCAACAGAAAAAGAGAGUGAGGAGGAAUCUAAAUCUGUUGAAACUACUUGUGCAAUGACUGAAGUAACUCUGCAGGUAGGCCAUCCUCAGAGCUUAAGUGAGACUGUGAUCAAAGAGGAGGAUGACUCGGCUGAUGGUAUCAAGGGUGAGAAUAAUGUAUCUAGUCAUCCACAAAAUAAAGACGAUCUCAAAGAUCCUGAUGGAAAUGCUGAAAACCCAGAUAAAGCUUCUGGUCUUCAUAAUUCUUAUGGGACGAGAGUUAUUCGAAAGAAAAUGAAGGUAGACUGGACCCCUGAGUUGCACAAAAAAUUUGUGCAGGCAGUGGAGCAACUGGGUGUAGAUCAAGCCAUUCCUUCAAGAAUACUAGAGGUGAUGAAAGUGGAAGGCUUGACAAGACAUAAUGUAGCAAGUCAUCUCCAGAAAUAUAGAAUGCAUCGGAGACAUAUUCUGCCCAAGGAAGAUGAUAGGAGAUGGUCACAACAAAGGGAUCAAGUACAAAGGAGUUAUUAUCAACAUAAACCUAUCAUGGCCUAUCUUCCAUGUCAUUCUAAUCAUACUUUCCCACUCAGUCCUGUAUAUCCUGUCUGGGGAGCACCUGGUAGUCACCCAGCUGGUGUCCAUACGUGGGGCUCACCUGGCUAUUCCCCAUGGCCACUAAGAGAAAGUUGGCAUUGGAAACCAUAUCCUGGGAUGCAUGCAGAGGCAUGGGGUUGCCCUGUGAUGCCACCACCUCAAAAUCCAUAUUCUUCUUCACCUCAAAAUGCUACAGAGUUUCACAGUGUCGGAACGGUUGAUAAUGGGUGCCUGGAUCCACAAAAUUCAUUUGAUCUACAUCCGGCAGAGGAGGUGGUUGACAAGGUAGUGAAAGAGGCAAUUAACAAGCCUUGGUUACCCUUGCCUUUAGGCCUGAAGCCACCUUCUACUGAUAGUGUCCUAGCAGAACUGUCUAGGCAAGGCAUUUCCAGAAUUCCUCCCCACGUCAACUGCUCAAAUUCCAUGUGAGAAGCAUCUCUUCACUACACUAGAUCAUACUGAUACAUUUUCACUUGGACCAUCAUCAAUAAUGGACCAGCUUCAACCAAUCAACAUCCAUGAUCUACCAGCAAAUGGAUGGGACCACGUUGCUGGGAUGAUGGGACCACGUUGCUGGGAUGUUGACAGAAAAUUAAUGAAGACAACACAAUACAACCCAGUAGUGGAGGAUGACGUGAAGUAGGGGCAACAAGAACGGCUAGAGAAAGGCCAAGUAGAUGCAAUGUUCACCUUGUGUGAAAUUUGUGGUUGUAAAUAGAACCUAUCAAAGGGAAAUUGCUGUUGAAUAUUGGCCUUUUCGGGUGUUUAUGUCGAGCGUUUUUUUUUUUUUGAGCUUUUUGUGUAUGGAUGGAAUAUUGAAGAGGGGGAUUGUUCCAUUGGGUGGAGCGUAUGUGUCUGAUAAUGGGGAAGUGGUCUGGGUGGGUAGCGGUGGUGGUGGCCGCACGGGGACUUUGUGAAUAAAGUUGACAUAGAAUCUUAAUGGAUGCUGACAUGUUUUCUAUCCUUAAUAGUGAUGCUGUAGACUUGUAGCAUCAGCAUUUUCGGUCUAA